AUGCGUAACUUCGACUACUUUGUUACGCCCAAACUCAUCGAAACUAUUCUUCCGGUGUUGCCGCACUCAACCCGCCAAACAGCCCAAAUGGCUCGAUUGGAGAAGAACGUUCAGCUGUACCGAGAGUUUUUGAUAUCCUCGGUGCAGAGGGGCCUCUUUGAAUCUGUGCUAGCGGAUCUGAUUGUUCUUAUUGAGAAAACUUGUCUAGACACUGGGUAUCGCGUUGAUCUCCCCACAACUUGGACACAAAUGGGGAGUGCACAUCCAACCUCCGCCGCUGGAAAGGAAAGUCUUGUUUAUGUUGUCGGAUCUCUCGGUCUGUUGGCUGAUUGCAUCGUUCUCGCUAUUUGUGUGGAGCUAAUGUAUAGUUCAGAGACCAAGCUGGUCCGAGAGCCGUUUAUGGACGUUUGGCAGGAAAUGAAGAAGUCAAAUCUAUUCGAAUCGGCAGCAUUUUUCCACCGGGCGUUCAGACUGAUAAACAUUCUCGGCGACGACAUAACCCCGCUACGUUCACUACCCCCCAAGUUGUGCCACAAGAUCUUGAAGACGAUCAUGAGGAUUUCGCCGCAAACUGCACUGGCUGCUUUCGUGUUGGCACCUAAGGAAACGCUACGUACUUCUGGAUUUGUUGUGGAGAUGCUCACGGAGUAUACCCGUCUCAUCACAUACUUUUUAUGGCAAACGAACCCGAAGGAAGUUACUGAAUAUGUCGAUGAAGCUUAUCGCAGGUCUUUACCCAAGCCUGGCACCGGCAAAGGAAUGCCACCACUACAACAUGAUCGUGUUUAUAUCGACGCUGACUACCGAUUUGAUCUACUUGCAACCAUGGGGCCCAGUUCGGAUCGGAUGGCCCAGGUUCUUGACAAGACUCGCCACUUACUCAUGCAAACCCCUACAACGACGCAGCAACAGCUCCUACUGUACUUCCUGUUGAAAAAUCUUCAUGGCAACUUGAUCUUAGCCCCAAAUGUAAAAGAUGAGUGGCCAAUACAGACACUCCGAAGUGCUGAGGAGCUUUAUCGUUAUGUGAAACAGAACGUGCGCUACUCCAACAAUGUCUCUUGGAAUUACAACUAUUUGACCCUGUCAGCAUUGCUUCUUGUCAUUCCUUUCGACGAUCAUCGACCUCUGGGUACUAUGAGUUACAAUCCAGUUGAGUUUUCACAGCUGUGGCGGGAAAAGUUGGAGAUGCUCGAUUCUCCAGAGAAGUCUACUCGUCAGUGUGCCGUGUUGUAUUUCACUAAUCUGUCUGGUUUGGUUUGGCUCGGUUGCCAAAACCUCGAAAAUGCAAAGCGGUAUGAACAUGUUGCUCGCUGGAUGGUUGAUAUCUACCCCAAAAUCAAAGCAGAGCUUUUCGAUUUCGAUGACAGAGGAAGAUUACGAGCUAUUAGAGGUUCCAAGGUCGUUUUAAGUCGCUUUCUCCUGUUUUACUCAAUGUGGAACCCGGAGGAGCUAAUCAAUGAUUGCAAGGGACUUUUCGAUGUUUCCCCUGGGGCUUUGCAUUCACUGUUGUCUUGUAUAUUAUUUGCACAUACCAUAGGUGCACCAUCGAUAUGGGCUACCCUGCGCUUAUGGGAGGAUGAAAUUAUUCGCCUUUUAGAAUUAUACGCUUUGGACUCAAGUGAGCGGGAAGAGAUUUCUCAAAGAGGGCUAGUUCUUGUGUACGGCCUAACACUUUUUAUCCGCUCAUCAAGGUUUGCUCAGCGGAUAAAGCGUGAAAAUACGUUACGCUUGAUGGAAGCUCUCGUAAGACUGAUGAAGUCUCAGAUUAGCAUUUUACUGGACAAAACAAUGGAAUUUAUGAUUUGCACGAUGAAGUUCUUGUCGCAAGGUGAUUCCCUGAAUGAAUCAGCAGAGUUUUUUGGUAGAGUCUAUGAACUCAUCUCUGGCCUCAUGGCCCACCAGACCUCCAACCUUCUUAAAGCAACUGUUCACGAGGAUCUUAGCGAUAGAAUUGACCACUUUGCUAAAUUCAUGCAAUUGAGGCUGGAGGCAGGUUCAAGGCUUUAUGAACUUGGCAUCAAACGAGCCACGCGCCUAGACGCCAGUAGUGCCACAGAGCUUCGAGCUGCUGUUCUGCGCUGUCUUUGUACUGCAGAUCAUCGCACAGUCAUGAGGGCCCUAGAUUGUCUUCGUAUUUUGCACAAGGGCAUGUCGAUGGGUAUGGUUGAAUGUUACGAUGAAACUCAAACCUCAAAUAUGGCUUCAGACUAUGCACUGGUUACUGAAAUUGUCCAUUCUGAUGCGUACCAGUUGCAAUCUGCUGCUGUUGCUCACAAAUGCAUGAUUAACUUCUUGAAAGCUGUGGAAUCUCCAGGAGCUACGCUGCAAAUCCUCUAUGAUUCACUAAUGAUAACAUGGCGACAAAUGCUUGAGGAUCUUGAUCACACCAAAGAACUCGAUCCCGAUGCUCAACGUCGCAUGAUGAUUUUGCACAAAUUUAUUUUUAUUAUGCAUACCAUGUGGCUAAAUGACCGCAACCCUGAACUCCAACAACGAAGCGAAGAUCGACUCUAUGAAAUGGUCAAGUUGGUACUUUCUCCAAACCAUUACGCGCGCGACCUGACUUUUAGUUGUUUGAGCCUACGUUUAGGCCUGCAAUCCGAGUAUUUGAACCGAAUUCUUCAACUCAUCGGCAAAGUAGCAAGCACCGAGUUGAUCGACAACUACCAGAACUCCACACUCGAUAAACAUGUCUUGCUAGCAUCCCUCACCCGUCUUGUUGCGAGCGCCCAGCAGAUGAUCGAGCACAUUUACAACGACACUUCUAACAUGCGAGUUGUGAUCGAUGACUCUAUUGUUCAAGUUACUGAUCGUGUUUUGAAAACGGCACCUCCUAUUUUCUUUGAAGCUCCAGCAACUAUUGUGCCAUCACUUGAAAGAGUGUUGGGAACCGUGAUAUCGAUCGGAAAAUACGACGACUUGUUCAUGACAAAGAAAACAGUUUUGGUAGGCUCCUUACUUAAAACAUUGUUUGAUAUCAUCGAAAAGCUGAGCGAUCACUAUUUCUCGCGGGCUGAGGAACUGGCCCCAACAAUUGCCAAAGCUUUAGAUGCCUUGACCGACGGGUAUUCUUUCGAUAUUGCUCCAGAAGGUCCAACUCCGGAACAAUAUGAGAAUUUUUUGAAAUUAAUUAAAUCUGUUGACUCGUUCCGGACUAAAUUGAGCGUUACAACAGACUCGGAUCAGGGCGCUAUCACCCGAAACAUAUUCCAGCAUAGCCUCACGAAUUUGUUCUCUAGUAAUAUUGAGCUGGCAUACCUUGUUUUGUUUGAUGAUGCUUUCCUAGCUGAUGCUGAUUUGCGAAUUGGACUUUACAAUGCCUUCGCCAUUUCUGUCGAAGAAGAACAAGACACUUUCGUCCAAAUGGCUUCGAAAUACGCUAAGCUGGGAGAUUAUUUACUUGAAAAUCGUGAAGUCUUGUUCGCUAUGUGUGAUACUUGCUCUCCGACUGAUGCAGAAUCAUUAGCCGAGCUGUUGGUGUUGUUCUUCGACGGACGGAAUCAUGCAUUUGAGGUUGUUCAGGCUGUAGCCAGGCUGGAGAUCUCUCGUCAGAAAGAUUGCUGUGACACAUUCAGGCAGAAUAGUGUUCUUACCAAAACCGUCAUCACUUAUAUGGCUAUGAAAAUGUCCGAUUUCUUGACCGCACGUCUCAAGCCAGUUGUGAACCGCAUCUUGAAAUCGCGAUACGUAUUCUUGAACCGGAAGGGGGAUAAGUCCGAUGCCUUGAUGCAAUGCAGAAAUUUUGUCUCUGAUCUUGAAGCACAUCAAGAUGAAAUCCCUAUGGUUGCGCGUAAGUUUGCUCGGUUCAUCUACAAUGCUGUUGAAGAUCGCUCUGAAGGUUAUGGUCUGGUUGCUUUGAACAAUAUUUUCCUUCUUAGGUGUGUAUGUCCCGCAAUUGUCAGUCCUGAUCGAUAUGAAAUGAUGGAACGCCCGCCACUUGGAGGUGUUUUGACGUCUCUUCUCCACAGCGCAAACUCAAUCCAGAAGUAUUGUAGUCAUUCAUCUCCAGAUACUGACCUUCGUGACAGGAUGCGCAAUUUUUUCCUCCGGAUGAUAGAUGUCGAUCCAGAGUACCGUGAAGAUGCCACUUUGCCUAAUAUCAGUCACACCAAUCUCGACCAAGUGAAUUUUUCUUUGCACUUGUAUUUGUACAGACACGUCCACGAGAUUCGAAGUGCUUGCUUGAGCUCAGUAGAUUUCGACAUGGAAAAGUUCACUACGAUUCACCGAACACUAGGCAGACCUACAUCUAUCUCUCUGUUGAAUACGAAGCGCCGUCGUUCAAAAGCGUGGUCCGCUCGCUCGGGAUCAACGCGCCAAUUUUCGAGAAGUGACUCGGUAAGCGAGCAGACAAUGCCGUCAAUCAAGACAUAUAUGGGUUUGCCAUGCUUCAUACUUUCGGCUGACAUGUCGGUUGCACAUAAAAACCUUGUCCUAUCACGAUUUGUAUCCUUCCAGCAGCAAGUUAAUGAUGAGUUCACCCAGUACUGCAUGCUUCAGGAUCUGACCUUGCCUUCGAUUACAUUCGAACACUGGAUUGCUUUGAGUGAUGUCGUAUAUGAUGCAAUGCCUAGUGAGUUUAUGAGCCGAUUUAAAAAUGUGGUUCUCAAUUUACCAUACAACAUCGCACACCUUUCGCGGGAUCGGCGUAUACUUUCUCAUCCGUUAAAAGCGUACACAUACAAAACUUACUACGAUAUGGAUAUCAGUGUGAUGGAGGAGCUAGAAGUCCGUGAUAUCACGCUACAAUACGCACAUGACUUUUCCACUGCAACCUCGUUCGAACGCAUAACUGUUCAACACCAUGGGGAGCUUUUGCAGUUUGAUAUCCACGUUGGCAAAGAGGCCGUGCACAUGCGUUAUCAGGGGAUGGACUUCACCAGUAUGGAUGUAGUUCCGCUGAAGCGAGUUCAUUUGGACAAAAUGAAUUUCCGCAUUCGCCUUCAGGCUAACCAAGGCUCUUUUGCUACAACAUACGUUAUUGAGCAACAACCAAGCUUAUAUCGCAAGAUAUCAUCCUUGAAAACAAGAGCUCAAAAUCAUCGUAAGUGUGAAAAUCAUGUCAUGCACAGCGCCUAUAGCGAUCACACUGGUGCAUUGAUGUUUUUAGCUCUUGUCGAUCUGUGUGAUACAGAAUCGCCGAUUUGGGCGCCAGCGUACAAACUGUGGACUGCACUGUCAGCUUCGAUGGGUGUUAGGAUGGGUCCUGGCAUGAUCAGUGGCACCCCUCAUAUUAUCCGAAAGAUGCAGGUACGUGCAGUUGCAGCCGCUUCAAAGCAUCUUGUUAAAGUUCAUCCAGAUACUAGUGGUAUUGUGCGAAUGUUCACGAAAAUGUUAUUGUCGGACCACUCUGAUUUACAUGCAGCUUCCCGUGUGGUGGCACCAUGGCUCUCUCAUCUUGCUAGGGUUAGCCUGGGUCAAGAUAAAGAGGUUGACGCAUUGUUGGUUGCAAUGUUUGGAAAAAUGUGUGAGAGUCAAAGAUCAUGCCAAGUUCUUUGUUUCAGCCUUCUUCCGCACAUUGAGCGGUCGGAAACUGCGACUAUUUUACUAGCUGAUGCAUUGAUGGCUUUCAUUGUACACAGACGUAUGCGUGGCGAAACAACACCCGAAUGGGUAAUCGCUUCGGUUGCGUCCGUGGUUAGCCCCAGUAUCACAGAGAAUAUUUUCAAGCAUAUUCUUGCCCUGACAAACGUCGAUGUUGGCUACGAAAUCACUAACUGGAACAGUCACCCUAAUUGGUUUGAGAUCGAAGUUGAGCUCACCUUCCUGUCGUAUGUCAGAAUCGAUGCAUCUAACUUAGACGAAAGUUUGCCAUUGUUCCUGAUGGUGAUUUUAGGAUACAGUGGUGUUGGGCCGUAUCAGCUUCGUCUUGCUCAGCAUAGAAAUUUCUUGAACGUUGUGGAUGCUUUAAUGAGUUUGCCAGGAUUGGAUGAUUUCGCAACUCGUCGGUUGAAAUCGCUGUGGGACGAGCUCCAUACACCGCGUUGCCAAACACUCUUCGCCAUUCAAGACGAAACCAAGGACUCUUCAUACAAUAGCUUGACAGACUUUACGUUCCAUCAAGCGGAGCAAUUGGGCAGACUUGUUUACGAGCUCUACUCCACUGGCGCCAUCAUUUUCAGGCCAGUGCACGAGCUACGUCGCAUCAGUCAAAACGCGAUGCUCAAGCUUUCGAAAGUUGUAUUCCCUGCAUUCCAGCGGCGCUGCAUUUUUGGUCUCUGUGUUGUUCACCGAUUCGAGGUUUCUGACGAAACUUACCAGGGCUUGAUCGAUCUGCUUUUGACAGUUUUGCGCGAUUGUAAAUCUCCUGAAACACUCUUAACUUACUGCAAGGCUAUAUUCAUGGCUUUAUCAAAGUUAAUUCUGGGUGUGUCCAGAUCGUCGCCCUAUAAGCCUACGUUGAAAAUCUUCAUUUUGUCUUUCCUGUGGCAUCACAUCCUUCCAGCAUAUCCCGAAGCGUUGCCCAUGUUUACGAGCUAUAUGCUCAUCAAUGAUUACGCAGGUGAAAUUGACUCGGAGCAGGAGCGACUGGAGCUGCUAGUCAAGGACUUUGAACCUCACUUUGGGGCUUGGUGGAACAAGCACUUGGUUGCACCAGUUCCAACAGCCGAAAAUCUGGCUAUCAUUGUGAAUGAUCUGUUUAUUUUUGGUCUUCAGCACUCUGAUUCCCAAAACGUAGCCAUGGCUGCUGUGGAGACAGUGUCUUACCAGAUAACUAGCAGAGAUUGGCGUCGGCAGACUAUCACUCCUACACUAUGGUUGCCAUUUGCGGCCACGAUGUUCUUGGUCUGCCAAGAUGUAAACAAACUUCAGACGAUUCCAGUUUUGACAAAUUUCAAGAAGGGUGAAGCAUUGAUGGACAACGAGACCAUUUUGGAGGAAAUGACCAAAUGUCUCGCCUCGUAUUUGAACAAGGCUACGCCUAACACAAUUGUGACAUUGGCGCAAUGCUGUUCUUUAACCGGACAUACCUCGUCAAUGAGCUUUAUGCAUGCUGGUCCCCGUCUAUUGAAUCUACUGUCGUAUGUCGAAAACGCUGAUGUGAUAAGUUUGAUCUGUCCUCUGUUAAGACCUACCAUGCUGCGACUUUUGGAAUUAGACGACCCAGAAAUGAACGCACGUGUUCUUGAGUGGACGCAGAAGCUUGUCAAGCCGCGGCCUGAUAAGAAUUGGGGAGCACAACUGCACGAGAUUUUGACUUCUAGUGGGUUUGGUUACCUUGUGGAUGAAAACCUGAAUCUUCUUCCCGAGAAGCCGCAUUACAAGAUCACAGAGGAGAUUCGGGAAUCACUUAUCGGCCUGUGCGAUAGCUUCUUCAGUGCGCUAGAGGUGUUUAAGAAUAAGUGA
This is a messenger RNA of Wickerhamiella sorbophila, 7350 nucleotides long. Its product is annotated as Inhibitory regulator protein IRA1. Gene Ontology annotation, biological process: regulation of GTPase activity. The transcript has a single exon. NCBI's taxonomy places the organism in Eukaryota, Fungi, Ascomycota, Dipodascomycetes, Dipodascales, Trichomonascaceae. The record is from RefSeq and is a predicted model, not a curated record. Bases 1 to 7350 code for a protein of 2449 amino acids.